GCUUUUAAGGUAUUCAUUCAUGUUCCAGGUAGUCAACAAUAGUUUCUAUUUUGCUGAGAAGUGGACUUUAGUGUGUGACAUAACCUGAAAUUCCUGCCUCAUAAGCAAAUACCAUCAUGGUUGCAGACGAGUACUUUCACUCAGAUGAUAGAAAAGGGUUCUGUGGGAAGACAUCACCUGUUUGCUUACAGUAUAAACAAAACCUUGCCUUUAAAUAUCAGCAGAAAACAGCAUUGUCUCUGGUUUGAGAGGAUCACAGGCGCUGGUGGUUGGACCCUCUUCGGACCUGAUAUUGACUAACACUUGACUUUCCAUUGCCUGGCAAAUUCUAGAAACAUUUCAGGGAUUCACAAAUUGACUAAAAGCUGAUCUGAUUCUAUUUCUUCCCAUAUUUGCUUCCUCCAAUAACAUCAUGGCUGAGUCUAGUUUCCCUUUACCACCAGAAGCCUAUUGUCCACUGUGUGUGGAUGCACUGAGAGACCCGGUCACCAUUGGCUGUGGUGACACUUACUGCCUGGAGUGCAUCAAAAUCUACUGGGACCAGUUCGACCACAUGGGUGUGUACAGCUGCCCACAGUGCCGCGCAACCUUCACGCCACGGCCUGUGCUGAGACGUAACCUGCCCGACGUAAACUACGAGCCUCGGCGCCAGCUUCCAGAGCUCACUCCUUUCCCCUACAUGCACCGGGAAUCCUUCUGCGAUUUCUGCGUCGGCCGUCGCAACAAGGCUGUCAAGUCGUGCCUCAUGUGCCUGGCGUACUACUGCGAAACGCACGUCAAGCCACAUUAUGAGUCAUCCACCUUCAAGAGACACAAGCUGGUGGAUGAGACGGGCCACCUGGACAGGAAGAUCUGCCCCCAGCAUGAGAAAGGCCUGGAGCUCUUCUGUCGCUCUGACCAGAUGUGUAUCUGUGUGUUAUGUACUGUCAGAGAGCACCGAAGCCACAACAUUACCUCAGCAGAGGAAGAACGCACCGAGAAACAAAAAGUCCUGGUGGUCACACAAUCUGAAGUCCAGCACAUCAUUCAGGAGAGGAUGAAGGAGCUGCAGGAACUGAAGCAUAAUGUGGACGUUCUCAAAAGUUGCGCCCAGCGAGCACAAGCAGAAAGCGAUAAGACGUUCCACGAAAUGCUCCAAGCGGUGGAGCGCUGGAAGGCUGAAAUCAAUCAGAUGAUAAAGGCCAACAUGCAGUCAGCGAUGUCACAAGCUGAAGGCUACGUGGACCGUCUGGAGCAGGAGAUACUGGAGCUUCAGCGCAGAGAUGCAGAGCUACGACAGAUCCUCGAAACAGAGGACAACAUUCACUUCCUGCAGAAUUUUCCAACCCUGUGCGUUCCUCCUGAGGCCAUGGUGCCCAAAGUGCUCAUCAACCCUCAGUUCUCCUUUGGUGAGAUGAGCAAGACAGCCACAGAAAUGAAGGAACAUCUGGAUGACAUCUGUAAGAAGGAACUGAGCAAAAUCUCCAAGACAGUUAGUGAAACCCCUGUGUAUAUACUUUUGCCAAGAAAUGGAGACAAACGACUCAAAGUUCCUGGAAGAGUGGAUUUUCAGGAGCCGAAAACAAGACAAGACUUUUUGAGAUACUCCUCUAAGAUGUCCUUCGAUCCGAACACAGUCUACAAAGAGCUGGUCCUGUCCGACGGGAACCAGAGGAUCACCCGGAAGAAAACAGUCCAGUUUUAUCCAGAUCACCCAGACCGCUUUGAUGGCUUCUCCCAGGUGCUGUGCAAGGAGCCCCUGACUGGCUUCAGAUUUUACUGGGAGGCAGAGUGGAACGGGGAGUUUUCCAUUGGGGUGGCCUACAAGAGCAUCAGUCGCAAGGGGAAGAAUUCACACAGCCUGCUGGGCUACAAUGACAAGUCUUGGAGUCUCCUCUGCUCAGACUCAGGCUACUCAGCUUGGCACAACAAAGUAGACCGCGACCUUCCUGAUUCUCCCAGGGCUACACGAAUUGGCGUGUACCUGGACUAUGCAGGCAACACAGUGGCUUUUUACUCAGUCUCAGAGACGAUGGAGCUUAUCCACAGAUUCAAAGCGCAGUUUAGUGAGCCUUUAUAUGCAGGUUUUGGUGUUGGCUCCUCAGUUACCCUCUGCCAGCUGAAGCAGAAUCCAAUGCCUUACUAAGACGAACUAACAGGAAAAUUUACCAUUGUAAAGUGUACAGUACUCAAGUAUAAGAAAAUUGGCUGAAUAUUGACUGUACAGUGAAAUGUAAAGUUAUUUUAUGCAAUAUUCAAUUUUAAACUCCUCUCUGACUGUCUCAACAAAAAAAUUAAACAAGUUUCACAAAGUAUUUACCGCACAGUUGCUGCACUAUUAGAUUGCACAUAUUUGUAUGCACACACUGAAUGUUCUUGUAAAAUAUGAUGAUAAUGCUUCAAUGAAUGUUAUUUCAAGGCUAUAACUUAAGAUCUAUAUGCCAAUAUGUUCAUCUAUAUGUAUGUUGAUUUAAUAUAGGUACUGCAGAUAACACAGUAGCGGUCAUGCAAUCCUGUAGCGCUAAUAACAGAAGACUUAUAUUCAACUGUAGUGUUUUUAUGAGCAUUAGCAUGUUGAAAUAAUCUGCAGACAGAUGUCAAAAUUAUUCAUACAGUAUGUGUAUG
Messenger RNA from Thunnus maccoyii (southern bluefin tuna), 2604 nucleotides. It is a transcript of the gene ftr84, whose product is annotated as finTRIM family, member 84. Bases 413 to 2125 code for a protein of 570 amino acids. NCBI's taxonomy places the organism in Eukaryota, Metazoa, Chordata, Actinopteri, Scombriformes, Scombridae. The record is from RefSeq and is a predicted model, not a curated record. The transcript is spliced from 7 exons. Gene Ontology annotation, molecular function: zinc ion binding; protein binding.